Molecule: messenger RNA, 7679 nt
Organism: Scleropages formosus (Asian bonytongue)
Lineage: Eukaryota; Metazoa; Chordata; Actinopteri; Osteoglossiformes; Osteoglossidae
Product: dedicator of cytokinesis protein 9-like
Exons: 55
Coding region: 296-6691 (2131 amino acids)
Biological process (GO): small GTPase-mediated signal transduction; positive regulation of GTPase activity
Molecular function (GO): guanyl-nucleotide exchange factor activity
Source: RefSeq, a predicted model, not a curated record
GAGCGUCUCUGGCUAUUGGAACCCUAACCAUGGUCCAUGGUCACCACGGCCUCGGCGCAGAGGAGGUGUGUCGGUCGGACGGGUGUGUGUUUGUGUGUGUGCUGUGAUCGCCGCGGAGUGAGUGUGCGAGGCGCACUCGAUACUUAGACUAAGACCAGUGAGUGGACUGGAGAAGACCACGGGCUGGAUGAUGGCUGAUGACUGACGGAUGACUGGGAGCGAUCGAUGACGGAUCUGCCCGAAGAAGUAUGAGCACAGAUCGCCGCCCGCGGUCGCGGUCGCGAACCAGCCCCGGAUGAGCGGCUCUGACUGCGGGGAGCGGGGACCAUCACUAGUCACUAUGUCUCACAGCGGGAACCAGCAGCCCGAGACCAGGAGGUUCACGCGCGCUCUCUGCAAACCGGGCACGGCGGCCGAGCUGCGCCAGAGCGUCUCCGAGGUGGUGCGCGCCUCCGUGGUCCCGGUAAAGCCGAAGAUUGUGGAGCCACUGGACUAUGAGAAUGUACUGCUCCAGAGGAAGACCCAGAUCCUCAGCGACAUCCUACGGGACAUGCUACAGUUCCCUCUGGAGGACUUCCAGAUAUCAACACUUCGACGCCAAGGAAGGACAUUGUACUCCACAGUACCUGAGAACGCAGAGAAAGAAGCUCAAAGUCUAUUUGUCCAAGAGUGCAUCAGGACCUACAAUUCUGACUGGAACGUUGUUAACUACAAGUAUGAGGAUUAUUCCGGAGACUUCCGCCAACUUCCAAACAAGGUGUCCAGGCCGGACAAGCUGCCUGUUCACGUGUUCGAGGUGGACGAGGAUGCCGACAAAGAUGAGGACACAGCCUCACUGGGUUCACAGAAGGGCGGCAUCAGCAAACAUGGCUGGCUGUACAAAGGCAACAUGAAUAGCGCCAUCAGCGUGACAAUGAGGUCUUUCAAGAGAAGAUACUUCCACCUCACCCAGCUGGGAGAUGGCUCCUAUAACCUGAACUUCUACAAGGAUGAGAAGAUCUCCAAGGAGCCCAAAGGAACAAUUUUCCUGGACUCAUGUAUGGGUGUUGUUCAGAAUAACAAAGUGCGUCGCUUUGCCUUCGAGCUGAAGAUGCAGGACAAAAGUAUGUACCUGCUGGCAGCCGACAGCGAGAGCGAAAUGGAGGACUGGAUCGGCACCCUCAACAAGAUCCUGCACAGCAGCUUUGAGCUCGCCAUGCAGGAGAAGAGGAAUGGGGACGUGCAUGACGAUGAUGAGCUGGGAAAGGCAGACAGUUCCUCCGCAAGCCUGGACAGCUUUCAGAGUGGAAGAGAUGUUGAAUCUAGAAUGCGCAAUGAGGUUCGACUGAAGCUGUUCACUCUAGAUCCUGAUACACAAAAGCUUGAUUUCUCAGGGAUCGAGCCAGACGUCAAGCCGAUUGAGGAGAAGUUUGGGAAGCGUGUUCUGGUGAAGUGCAAUGACCUGUCCUUCAACCUGCAAAGCUGUGUAGCCGAGAAUGAGAUGGGACCAACGACCAAUGUGGAGCCAUUCUAUGUUACCCUGUCACUCUUUGACAUCCAGAACAGCAGAAAGAUCUCUGCUGAUUUCCAUGUGGACCUCAACCAUGCUUCAGUUCGGCAGAUGGUAUCUAACCCAAACAGCCAGUAUGUGAAUGGAAGUGGGGAUGGCCCUCUUGGUGGGCGGAGACCGAUCACCAAUGUGCAGGAGGACCUUCUCAUGUAUCCCAAACAGGGGGUCUUCUCUGUGACAUGCCCCCAUCCGGACAUCUUCCUGGUGGCCCGCAUUGCGAAGGUCUUACAGGGUGGGAUUGCCCACUGUGCCGAGCCAUACAUGAAAAAUACAGAUUCUGCUAAGAUUGCACAGAAGGUUCUGAAAAAUGCCAAACAGGCUUGCAAUAGACUUGGCCAGUACAGGAUGCCUUUUGCAUGGGCUGCAAGGCCGCUGUUCAAAGACGCAUCAGGGACACUCGAUAAAGCAGGCCGUUUCUCACCUCUCUACAGGCAGGACAGCAGCAGGCUGUCCAAUGAAGACAUGCUCAAGCUGUUGGCAGACUUCAGAAAGCCAGAAAAGAUGGCCAAGCUUCCUGUAAUCUUAGGAAACCUAGACGUGACCAUCGACAGCGUUGCCCCUGACUUGACAAACUGCGUGACCUCAUCUUACAUUCCUGUGAGGCCUUUUGAGAACAAUGGGAAGACCAACGCCCUGUUUGAAGUGGAGGAGUUUGUUCCCUGCAUAGCCAAGUGCUCCCAGCCUUUCACCAUCUACAACAACCACCUAUACGUGUACCCCAGACAGCUGAAGUACGAUGGCCAAAAGUCAUUUGCCAAGGCGAGAAAUAUUGCUGUCUGUAUAGAAUUCAAGGAUUCAGAUGAGGAGGAGGCCCAGCCCGUGAAGUGUAUCUACGGCCAGCCAGGGGGACCCCUGUUUACGAGGAACGCAUUUGCUGCAGUGCUGCACCAUCAGUACAACCCAGAGUUUUACGAUGAGAUUAAGAUAGAGCUGCCCAUUCAGUUGCAUGAGAAGCACCACCUGCUCUUCACCUUCUACCAUGUGAGUUGUGACAGCAGCAGCAAGGGCAGCACCAAAAGGAGGGACCCAGUAGAGAGCCAAGUUGGCUAUGCUUGGCUGCCCCUGCUGAAGGAUGGCAGGGUGGUCAUGAAUGAGCAGCAGAUCCAGGUGGCUGCCAACCUGCCUGCAGGCUACCUGUCGUGCCAGGACACCAUCGGCAAGCAUUCCGGUUCAGAGGUGAAAUGGGUUGAUGGAGGCAAGCCACUGUUCAAGGUGUCCACUCACCUCGUCUCCACUGUGUACACUCAGGACCAGCAUCUACACAACUUCUUCCACCACUGUCAGAAGGUGCAGUCUGCCUCCCAGGCACCAGGAGGAGAACUCGUCAAGUAUCUGAAGAGUCUCCAUGCCAUGGAAGGUUAUGUGAUGAUCAACUUCUUGCCCACCAUCUUGAACCAGCUGUUCCGUGUGCUCACCAGCGCCACCCAUGAAGAGGUGGCAGUCAAUGUAACCCGAGUCAUGAUCCACAUUGUUGCCCAGUGCCAUGAGGAGGGACUGGACCACUACCUGCGUUCCUACGUGAGGUAUGUGUUCAGGACAGAGCUGUACUCUGAGACCGGAAUGAAGACUGUGCAUGAGGAGCUGGCCAAAGCCAUGACUGUGAUCCUUAAACCCUCCACGGACUUCCUCACCAGCAACAAGCUUCUCAAGUACUCGUGGUAUUUCUUUGAAGCACUGGUGAAGUCCAUGGCACAGUACCUGAUUGAAAGCUUUAAAGUCAGGCUGUCCAGGAACCAGCGGUUCUCAGCUUCCUUCCACCACACAGUGGAAACCUUGGUAAACAUGCUGAUGCCCCACAUCACCCAGAAGUACAAGGAGAACCUGGAUGCAGCCAGGAAUGCAAAUCAUAGCUUGGCAGUCUUCAUCAAGCGUUGUUUCACUUUCAUGGACCGAGGCUUUAUCUUCAAGCAGAUCAACAACUACAUCAACUGCUUUGGCCCAGCAGACUCCAAGACUCUGUAUGAGUUCAAGUUUGAGUUCCUGCGGGUGGUAUGUUACCACGAGCACUACAUCCCCUUGAAUUUGCCUAUGCCGUUUGGAAAAGGGAGAAUCCAGAGGUUUCAAGCCUUACUUUCCUCCACCACGGAGUCAAGUGACACUCCUGUAGACCUUCAGCUGGACUACUCGCUGACGGAAGAGUUCUGCAGGAACCACUUCCUGGUGGGGCUGCUGCUGCGGGAGGUGGGAGGGGCCUUGCAGGAGUUCCGGGAGAUCCGUCAGAUCGCCAUUCAGGUGCUGAAGGGCCUCAUGAUCAAGCACACCUUUGAUGACCGCUACGCCUCUAAGAACCAGCAGGCCAGGCUGGUCACCCUCUACCUGCCCCUGUUCGGUCUGCUCCAAGAGAAUGUACAGAGGCUCAACGUGAAAGACGUGUCCCCCUUUGGUGUCAACCAUUCAAACAAUAAUGGAAGAGAUGAGCUUCUCCUCCCAAACGCUAUUGUUGCUCCACAGAGGCCAGUGAGCAGCUUGGACAACAACCUGCACAAAGACGUCUUUGGGGCAAUCUCUGGAACUGUCUCGCCGCACGCUUCCUCGACCCCGAACAUUAACGCGGUGCGGCACGCCGAAUCCCGCGGCUCCCUUAUCAGCACCGACUCUGGGAGCAGCAUCCUGGAGAAGAGCCAUGAGAAGACCAACUCCUUGGACAAGAACCAGCCGGCGUCAGCCCUGGGCAGCAGCCUGCUGCGCUGUGACAAGCUGGAGCAGUCUGAGGUCAAGAGCCUGCUCAUGUGUUUCCUGCACGUGCUCAAGAGCAUGUCCGAGGAUGCCCUGUUUGCAUACUGGAACAAAGCCAGCCAGGCGGAGCUGAUGGACUUCUUCACAUUGGUUGAAGUGUGCCUUCAUCAGUUCAGAUACAUGGGGAAGCGAUACAUUGCCAGGAACCAGGAAGGGCCGGGCCCCGUGACACAAGAGCGCAAGUCUCAGACUCUGCCCGUGUCGCGUAACAGGGCCGGGAUGGUGCAUGCCCGCUUACAGCAGCUCAGCAGCCUGGAUAACUCUUACACUUUUAACCACAGCUAUUCUCACUCUGAUGCCGAUGUUCUGAACCAGUCCCUGCUGGAGGCUAACAUCGCCACCGAGGUGUGUCUGACAGUGCUGGACACGCUCAGCAUCUUCAUCACAGGGUUUAAGACUCAGCUGUGUACUGAACACGGUCACAACCCCUUGAUGAAGAAGGUGUUUCAGGUCCACCUCUGCUUCCUCCAGAUCAACCAGUCGGAGACCGCACUCCGGCAGGUUUUUAUCUCCCUGCGCACCUUCAUUUACAAGUUUCCGUGCACAUUCUUCGAGGGUCGCGCCGACAUGUGCGCUUCCUUCUGCUACGAGAUCCUCAAGUGCUGCAACUCGAAACUGAGCUCCAUCCGCAGCGAUGCGGCGCACCUGCUCUACUUCCUCAUGAAGAGCAACUUCGACUACACUGGCCGAAAGUCCUUUGUCCGCACCCACCUGCAGGUGGUGAUUGCGGUCAGUCAGCUGAUCGCCGAUGUGAUUGGAAUUGGGGGAACGCGCUUCCAGCAGUCACUCUCCAUCAUCAACAACUGCGCCAAUAGCGAUCGGACCAUCAGGAACACAGUGUUCCCAUCAGACGUGAAGGAUCUGACCAAGCGCAUCCGCACAGUGCUGAUGGCCACAGCGCAGAUGAAGGAGCACGAGCGUGACCCGGAGAUGCUGGUGGACCUGCAGUACAGCCUGGCCAAGUCCUACGCCAGCACACCGGAGCUGCGCAAGACAUGGCUGGACAGCAUGGCACGCAUCCACGUCAAGAACGGGGAUCUGUCUGAGGCCGCGAUGUGCUAUGUACACGUGGCAGCGCUGGUGGCGGAAUACCUGCGGAGGAAAGGCAUGUUCAAGCAAGGCUGCUCUGCGUUCCGGAUGGUGACACCAAACAUUGACGAGGAGGUAUCCAUGAUGGAAGAUGUGGGCAUGCAGGACGUCCACUUCAACGAGGAUGUGCUCAUGGAGCUGGUGGAGGAGUGCGCAGAUGGCCUGUGGAAAGCAGAGCGCUACGAGCUCAUCUCUGACAUCUACAAACUCAUCAUCCCUAUCUAUGAGAAACGCAGACACUUCGAGAAACUUGCUCACCUGUAUGACACCCUGCAUCGCGCCUACAGCAAGGUGAUGGAGGUCAUGCACUCGGGCAAGAGGCUGCUGGGGACCUUCUUCAGAGUGGCCUUCUUUGGCCAGGCAGCGCAGUACCAGUUUACUGACACUGAGACUGAGGCGGAGGGGUUCUUUGAGGAUGAGGAUGGAAAGGAGUAUAUCUACAAGGAGCCAAAGUUCACACCCCUCCCAGAGAUCUCCCAGAGGCUGUUCAAGCUGUAUUCAGAAAAGUUUGGCCCAGAGAACGUCAAGAUGAUCCAGGACUCGGGAAAGAUUAACCCGAAAGACUUGGAUUCGAAGUAUGCAUACAUCCAGGUGACCCACGUGACGCCGUUCCUGGACGAGAAGGAACUUGCAGAGAGGCGCACGGACUUCGAAAGGAGUCAUAACAUCAGGCGCUUUGUGUUUGAGAUACCUUUCACCACCUCUGGAAAGAAGCAGGGCUCUGUGGAGGAACAGUGCAAGCGCAGGAUCAUUCUGACUACCACACACAGUUUCCCAUACGUGAAGAAACGCAUUGCGGUCAUGUAUCAGCACCAUGCGGACCUAAGCCCCAUUGAAGUGGCCAUCGACGCCAUGAGCCACAAGGUGGCCGAGCUGCGUGAGCUGUGUUCUGCCAAUGAGGUGGACAUGAUCAGGCUGCAGCUCAAACUGCAGGGCAGCAUCAGCGUUCAGGUGAACGCCGGUCCACUGGCAUAUGCUCGAGCCUUUCUAGAUGACUCCAAUAGCAAGAAGUACCCCGAGAACAAGGUGAAACAGCUGAAGGAGGUGUUCAGGCAAUUUGUGGAGGCAUGCGGCGAAGGCCUGACCAUCAACGAGCGCUUGAUCAAGGAGGACCAGCAGGAGUAUCAUGAUGAGAUGAAGGCCAACUACCGGGAUCUGGCCCGCGAGCUGUCGGACAUCAUGCAUGAGCAGAUCAGCACAGUGGAGGAUGGGUUAAGGAGCCUUCUGCCAGACUCCUUGCAUAUCUUUAAUGCCAUCAGUGGCACACCCACGAGUGCCUCCAUCCAGGGUGUCCCGAGCUCAUCUUCAGUGGUGUGAGGAAGCCUCUGACUCGUAAAUUCCGACCUUCCUGAUCUUCAGCGCACUCCUCACUUAGAGAGCAGCACUAAUGUUCUAGGAGUUGACCGCAACCUGUUGCCUAAGGGCAGUCCAGGAGAGUGCAGGAGCAUGGAAAAGAGAGGGCAGCAUCACAAUUCACUUUCAUGCCUCUUCAGUGAUCCAGUGCAGCAUGUUGUCUCUCAAGGAACAUUAGACAAGAAGCUCUGUCUCAGUGGACAUUAAGAUGGGGAAGUCCCACAGAAAACAGUGUGGAAAUAAAGGAGAGGAGGAGGAUCCACUGGCCCUGAAAAGGCACCACCUGUGCACCACCCAUUCUUGACUUUCAAGGCCUUUGUGUCAUUUCCUGUGGAUUCUUUCAAACAUUUAGAACAAUUAAGGCAUGCAGUUUUUCCAUGGGCACCUCUAGUUCCUUUUCCUUCUUUCUAUAGUUUUUUAUUUGAAAGAGUCAGGAUUCCCAUCAAUAUUUUUGUAUGUACAGUAUUAGUGUUUAAGGUGAAUAUUCGUCUGGAUGAAGAAAAUAUACAAUUUUUAAAUGUGUGAGCAAAUGGUCUUUGCACAAUAGAAUAUGAUUGUGCGCACCUGUCUGUACAUGGAGACGUAUUGUAUUUCUACUCAAAGGCAUGUGAUCUAAUGGAGCCCUUCCACUGAAAGCAUUAGCCUUCUGCUUUGAGUGUGUCAAGGAUACACAGCAGUGAAACAGGAAGCAUGUGAGGUCGUGUAACGAGUAUAUUCUAUGCUCACCUGUGUGUAAAAAGGAGUGUAAUAUUGCUGUCUUUUGUGUGGCGUCCUGCAGUGUCCCAUUUGAACGCUGUAAGGACCGAGUCCAUCCUCCUUGCCAAAGCAAUGGGGUGACAGAAAGAAUAUCAGUGCAUUUGUAGCAAGAGCCAGCUGUAAUAUGAAACUUCCAUCAUUUUAACGUCCAUUUUAUAGUUAGUCAUUUUAUAUUUUGGACAUAUAGGGUUUUUAU